This is a messenger RNA of Oncorhynchus nerka (sockeye salmon), 2803 nucleotides long. Its product is annotated as smoothelin-like protein 1. The coding region runs from base 773 to 2497 and encodes 574 amino acids. NCBI's taxonomy places the organism in Eukaryota, Metazoa, Chordata, Actinopteri, Salmoniformes, Salmonidae. The transcript has 6 exons. Gene Ontology annotation, biological process: actin cytoskeleton organization. Gene Ontology annotation, cellular component: microtubule organizing center; filamentous actin. The record is from RefSeq and is a predicted model, not a curated record. Gene Ontology annotation, molecular function: protein binding.
CACGCUUUUAUCAACAUCAAAGAUUCACUGCAUGUGUACGUGGAAGUGUUGGUCUCUGUAUGUCUUGGUCUCCAUGUAUGUGUGUUGAACUGUGAACUGUAUUGAUUGUUACUAUUUCUGUUAACUCUUAUAUCUGAAUGACUGCAUUUACUUUGAGAUUAAAUAGGCCAUUAGGGUCCUUGGGAUCAGGGUAAGAAUUCAAUUUAAUUUGAGUCCCAACUAUGCAAAUCUGUUUGCUAGGGCUUGACUUGAGAAUAUAAUAUAAUAUGAGUGUGUAUGUGUGUGUGAGUAUGUUUGUGUGUGUCUGUCUGUCUAUGUAUAUGUUUAUUUGCACACACGUAUACAUGUGUGUACUUAUGCAUGUUUGUGUGUGUAUGUGUCUGUGUACCCAUGGUUUCCAGAGCAGAUGCAGCUGUCCGGGCUGUUGGACUGUGCCGAUGUCACUAGCUCUAUUUCUGGAACCUGUGUUGUUCUGCAGGUCAGAUAAAGUGACUUGGAAUCCUAGUGAAGGCAGGAGGGGGGCAGGGGGCACUCACUAACCACACACAUGAGAGCACUGACAGAGAGAUAUAGACAGACAGAGACAGAGCGGUAAAGAGAGAGAGAGAGAAAGAGAGCAAAAGAGAGGGAGAGAGAGAGAGAGAGCGAGAGAGAUUUCUGCCUAGAACUUUGAGGCUACACUGAUUGAUGGAAUGGACGUUGAAUAAACAUAGAUAUUGAAUGAUCAGGAGCAAUUCAAUAACCUUGGAAAGGAAGAGUCUGAUUUGACUUGAUGUUUCAGAAGAAGUUGGGCAAACAGACAAAGGAAGUCCAUCAAACCAUGGACGAUGUAUCACUCCACCAGGAGGAUUCUGGGAACGAUGCAACAGCCAACCAGAUAGAGGACAACAACAACAAUCAGACAGAGAGAGAGGCUCCAGUCCAGGAGUGUGACCCCCCGAAGAGAGAGCACCUGGCGGAGGACACAGUGGAAGGUCAUAGGGUCAAGUCAGGGGCUAAUAGGGCGAAAACUCCAGAACAGGCAACAGGGGCUAGCAUUGAAAACAUAGAGGAGUCUCAGCCUGUAACCGACGCCAAUGAGGUUAAUGGUGAAGAGACUUGUAAGGGUGAGGAAGGGCCGUGUCAUGGUGCAGACACCGGAGAAACAGAAGACCCCAAAUUGGUGAAAGGAGAGGGGGAAAGUGAGAUGGAGGAGCACAAGAAUGGAAAGGGGCAAGAGGUGGUCAAGAAUGGAGAGAUUGAGAAAAAGAAAGAGGAGCUGAAAGAGGACAAAGAGAAGGGGGGAGAAAAGAAAGAGGGGAAGGGGGCAGGGAAGGGAGAGGCAAGGAAGGGAGAGGCAGGGAAGGGAGAGGCAGGGAAGGGAGAGGCAGGGAAGGGAGAGGCAGGGAUGGGAGAGGCAGGGAAGGGAGUGGCAGGGAAGGGAGAGGCAGGGAAGGGAGAGGCAGGGAAGGGAGAGGCAGGGAUGGGAGAGGCAGGGAAGGGAGUGGCAGGGAAGGGAGUGGCAGGGAAGGGAGAGGCAGGGAAGGGAGAGGCAGGGAAGGGAGUGGCAGGGAAGGGAGUGGCAGGGAAGGGAGAGGCAGGGAAGGGAGAGGAAGGGGAGGGAGAGGGAGGGGAGGCAGAGGCAGAGGAAGGGAAGGCACCAGAGAACAAGAGCAAACCAGUAAAAGAAAAGGAAGGGGCGGGAGGAGGAAAGGUUCAAGAGAAAAGCAAGGAGGUGGAGAAGCAAGGGAAGACCAAAAGAAAGAGUGUCUUGAAUCCCACCGCCUCUACCUCAUCCUCUGCAGCCCCCUCUGUGAUCCGACCCCGGAACUCUGCCCGCUCUGCCCGGAUGUCCAGAAAAAAUGACAUCAUAGCAAAGUUCCAGCAAAAUGCACCUGAGACACCGGUUGUCCGCAACUUCAAACUUCAGAGAUCAUCUAUGGCUGUGGCAAGUGGGGCAUCAAUCAAACAGAAAGUGCUUUCAUGGUGUGCCAACAAAACACGCAACUAUGAGGGCGUUUCCAUAGAGAACUUCUCAUCUUCAUGGUGUGAUGGGCUGGCGUUCUGUGCACUCAUCCAUCGCUUCUUCCCAGAUGCUUUUGACUUCUCAGCCCUGAACGCAUCUGAGAAAGAGAAGAACUUCACCCUGGCCUUCAACACAGCAGAGACCAUGGCUGACUGCUACCCCCUGUUGGAGGUUGGUGAUAUGCUCCUGAUGGGGAACAGACCAGAUCCUAUGUGUGUGUUCACCUAUGUCCAGGCUCUCUGUCAUCACCUCUCCAAAAUAGAGGAGAAGAAGGACAAGGAAGAAAAGGAGAAGAAGGACACAGCAGAGGAAAAGAAGAGUGAAAAGAUGACCGACGGAGAGGUAGAAACCACUACAGAGAAGAAAGAGGAGGAGAGUGUGGGGGGGGAGAACAAAGGAAAAGAUGGGAAAGAGAAAGAGAGCUCAGCGGUGGAGGGAGAGAAAGAGAAAGAGGAAAGAGAAGUUGUAGUGUUAGUUGAAGGGCAGGCUUAAGCUUACGCUAAAGAUACAUUGAAAAGACCAAAGGAGAGAGAUUCAGAAAGACUUAAGCUACAUCAUGAAGUAGAGUCUUACAGUGUUCAACACGAUUGUGUGUGUAGCGUAUAUGAGCAUCAUUUCUUAAAGAGUGACACAUUACUACUGUGUAUUCAAAAGCUGGCUUUGUGAAGGUUUGGAAUUAUGCUCAGAUUCCAACAAUGUGUGUCAAUUGUAACCUGUUGUGAUAUUUUAAACAUGAUUUAACAUGCUGUGUUUUGGAACUUUGCGCAGAGGAACAUUAAACGUCAAUGUGUAUUAUAA